Messenger RNA from Symbiodinium natans, 510 nucleotides. The record is from the annotation of a GenBank genome assembly. Lineage: Eukaryota; Dinophyceae; Suessiales; Symbiodiniaceae.
AUGCAUCCCAUGCGUUGGAGACUUCAUGGAGGACUUGCUGGAAGGUAUGGUCGACACGCUGCUUUGCAUGGUAUCCUGCGGAGUUGGCUGUUCCUGUGGGCUGCUCGUGAUCGGCAUUGUGUGGCUGUUCAUGAGACCACUGAUCGGUGGCGGUUUGUUACUCAUCUGCCUGGUGCUCGGGAUCUGUGCGUAUGCGAUCGCACACCAACACAAGGCGGGGCCGGGUCACAACAAAAGAGUCCCAAUCACUCCUUUAUCGUCCUCUCAAGCCUUCAGUCAGUCUCAGUCAGUCUCAGUCAGUCUCAGUCAGUCUCAGUCACUCUCAGCCUCUCCUCUCUCUUUCUCUUCUCUUUGUAUCGCUUUCUUUCUCUUUCUGUCUCUAUCAUUCUCCUUCUUUGUAUUUCUUUCUGCUUUUUUUAUCCUUCUUUCUGUUUGUUCGCACAUACGUUCGGCUGCAACAUGCUGCUUCUCAGGCACAGAAAGACAUCCAAGAACACUCCGUCCAAUUGA